This is a messenger RNA of Leptopilina heterotoma, 947 nucleotides long. It is a transcript of the gene Arv1, whose product is annotated as protein ARV1. The record is from RefSeq and is a predicted model, not a curated record. The transcript is spliced from 5 exons. Gene Ontology annotation, cellular component: cortical endoplasmic reticulum; Golgi apparatus. Gene Ontology annotation, biological process: intracellular sterol transport; sterol metabolic process; regulation of plasma membrane sterol distribution. Lineage: Eukaryota; Metazoa; Arthropoda; Insecta; Hymenoptera; Figitidae. The coding region runs from base 198 to 947 and encodes 249 amino acids.
UUUAUAUUGACGAUAUUGACAUUCAUUUUUCCACGUGUAAAGAAAAUUCCUUGCAUUAAUGCAUUAUUGAUAAUUGUUUUUAAAUUGUUACAUGACCAUUACAUGACAUUCUUAAAAAGUAGAUAAAUACGAUUUUAACUUGAUGGAAGAAAUUUAAUUCUUUACAUAAAUUUAUAAAUUCCAAAAGAGGGUAAAAAAUGUACACUUGUACGAAUUGCGGAGCCGAAGUUGCGGAACUGUACAGACGUUACAGUCCGAGUGUCUUGAAAGUUUUAAAGUGUAGUACAUGUGGAUGCUUGGCUGACAAAUAUAUAGAGUAUGAUCCAGUAAUUGUCCUUCUAGAUUUGAUUCUUCUCCAAAAAUCGGCAUAUCGUCACUUAUUUUAUAAUAGCAGUUUUAAAUCUUAUUGGAAGCUAAUGAUGGUUUUAAUUCUGGGUGAAUCGUUUCAAAAAUGGUUUGCUGUUAAUACAUCUGUUGCUUCUUCUAUUUUGUCAACUCCUUUUUCUUUUUACAUCGCACAGGGUAACGACGUGUUUGAGGGUGAGAAAAGUCUUUAUAUUUUACUAAUUCAAACAACUCUGUCUCUAAGCACUUUCAUCUUGACAAUUAUUCUGUGCAUGGAGCUGCGGUGGCUUCUUUCUGGUAGAAGACCUCAAACGUAUAAACCAAUAAACUUGGUGAAAGCUCUAGUAAUUGGCCGAUUUCCAAAUUUACUAGGAUUGUUGGGAAUUGUGUGGAAACAUAAUUCACCAAAAUUACAUAAUGUUCUUAUUUACGGUUACGAAUUACUGUGUCUACUAACAGCCUACUCUGUGGUAAGCGAUAGUCGAAAGAGCGGAUCGUCGAUCGUGUUAAUUUUGGGUUUGUUGGCACAUAGCAGCGUCUCAAGCGGCUUAUUCGGAAUGCCCCAGUCGCCACCCUCCAAUGUCACGUCGGUACAAAGCUGA